CGGGCCAGUCGCUACCUCGACCACACCCACCACCACUGACUCGCCCGCCAUGGUCAAGAUCCGCAAGAAGACGUCCAACCGCGUGCCCACCCGCAUGCGCGCCAAGAUCAAGCACAAGGUCGCAGAGUCGCACCGCAAGCAGAAGAAGCACGCAAAGACCGACCCCACCUGGAAGAGCAACAAGCCCAAGGAGCUCGGUAUCCCCAACAGCUUCCCAUACAAGGACCAGCUCCUCGCCGAGGCCCAGGCCGAGAAGGCCCGCGUCGAGGAGGAGAAGCUCCAGCGUCGCGAGGCCGCUCGCCAGGGCGGCGCAUCCGCCACCCUCGCCUCGACCGCCGCCCUCGCCGCUGCCCUCGCCGCCGACGCCGAGCGCGACGAGGACGACGACGACAUGGUCGACGACGACGACGUCGAGAAGCAGGUCCAGGACGCGUCGCUCAAGCUCCACGCCAAGAGCCUCCGCAAGGUCCUCGAGAUGAGCGACAUCGUCAUCGAGGUCCUCGACGCGCGCGACCCGGUCGGCACCCGCUGCCGCGCCGUCGAGCGCGAGCUCAAGAGCCUCGACGGCGGCCGCAAGAAGCUCGUCCUCGUCCUCAACAAGAUCGACCUCGUCCCGCCCCAGGUCGUCCAGCAGUGGCUCGCCCACUUGCGCCUCCAGGCGCCCACCAUCCCGUUCAAGUCGUCGACCCAGCAGCAGCGCAACCACCUGUCGGCCUCGUCGUCGGCCACCCCGCAGUCGGCCUCGGGCUCGUCGACCAAGCCCCUCAUGGAGCUCAUCAAGGGCUUCCGCCACCACCCGACCAACCCGGGCGAGGGCUCGACCUCGGCCGCACCCGUCAAGCAGUCGCUCACGAUCGGCCUCGUCGGCCACCCCAACGUCGGCAAGUCGUCCUUGAUCAACACGCUCAAGCGCAGCAAGGCGUGCAGCGUCGCCCCGACCCCGGGCUGGACCAAGGAGGUGCAGGAGGUCGUCCUCGAGAAGGGCGUCCGCGUCCUCGACUGCCCCGGCGUCGUCGUCGAGGCGCGCGGCGAGAUUGAGGCCGCCCUCAAGGGCAUGAUCAAGCCCGAGUCGGUCAACGACGCCAAGGGUCCUGUCGCCGCCAUCCUCGAGCGCUGCUCGCCUACGCACCUCCAGAUGCUCUACAACAUCCCGCACUUCCCGGCCAACGACACGACGGCCUUCCUCCUCGCCGUCGCUCGCGCCAAGGGCCGGCUCCGCAAGGGCGGCGUUCCCGACCUCGACGGCACGGCGCGCUCGAUCCUGCGCGACUGGGUCGCCGGCCGCAUCGCCUACUACACGGCGCCGCCGACGGCCGCUCAGACCGAGCAGCUCAAGCUCGCCGCCGCGCCCGAGGCGAGCAACGUCGGCACCGUCGCCGAGGACGACGUCGGCGGCGCGAGCCUGCACGCCGCGUUCGCGCCCGCGUUCGACCUCGGCGCCCUCUUUGGCGAGGCCGACGCCGUCGCGUUCGCUGCCGGCGGCGAGGGCACGGCGGGCAGUGGGCUCGCCGGCGGCAAGGCGGUCAAGAUGCGCGAGGGCGCCCUGGGCGUCGAGACCGACGACGCCGACGUCGGCUGGGCUGUCGAGGACGAGCAGCCGGCCGUCAUGGACGAGGACGACCUCGACCUCGGCGACCUCGUCGACGACGACGAGGCGCUCGAAGACGACGACGAGGAGCUCGAGGAGGACGACGAGAUGAGCGAGGACGAGCCUGCCCCGGCGCCGACGGGCGUCAAGGGCAAGCGCGCCGCGCCCGGUGCGUCGUCGUCGCGUGCGGCGAGCCAAAUCAUCUCGGUCGCGCCGCCGUCCAAGAAGAAGAAGCAGUCCAAGUCGGUGUCGUUCUCGUCGGCGCCGCUCGGGCCCACGGGCUCGACUCUCGCGCCGGACGCGUCGGCGCCGAGCGCGGCGACGACCAACAAGGCGCAGAUCGCCGAGGAGGCCGGCGCCGUGUCGGUCAACAAGAAGGCCAAGCGCGACGCCAAGAAGGACAAGAAGAAGCUCGCGAAGCAGUCGGCCAAGCUGCGCGACGAGGUCAAGCAGGCGACGCGCGAGUUUGGCGACGACGUCGAGCUCCCGAGCGGGCCGCGCAAGGCCCAGACGAUCAAGGGCCGCGUCACCGACUCGUACGACUUUGGCGCCUUCCUCAACCAGAAGAAGCGCGAGGCCGGCGACGACGACGUCGACAUGUGAGAGGCGGGGCGUGCGCAGGGGCGGUCUCUCGUUCUUCCUUUCUCCGGGUUGUGUGCCUUGUCUCUACUGCCUUCCUGUAACACCGUCGCAUCUUUGGACCUCUC
Messenger RNA from Rhodotorula graminis WP1, 2295 nucleotides. RefSeq lists its product as uncharacterized. The coding region runs from base 50 to 2191 and encodes 713 amino acids. NCBI's taxonomy places the organism in Eukaryota, Fungi, Basidiomycota, Microbotryomycetes, Sporidiobolales, Sporidiobolaceae. Gene Ontology annotation, cellular component: nucleolus. Gene Ontology annotation, molecular function: GTP binding. The transcript has 4 exons. The record is from RefSeq and is a predicted model, not a curated record.